Sparassis crispa is the source of this 573-nucleotide messenger RNA. RefSeq names its product Bis(5'-nucleosyl)-tetraphosphatase [asymmetrical]. The transcript is spliced from 3 exons. The record is from RefSeq and is a predicted model, not a curated record. The coding region runs from base 1 to 573 and encodes 190 amino acids. Gene Ontology annotation, molecular function: catalytic activity. NCBI's taxonomy places the organism in Eukaryota, Fungi, Basidiomycota, Agaricomycetes, Polyporales, Sparassidaceae.
AUGUCGCGCUUGCUCUUCUCCACCAUUGAGGUGACACGACAAGUUUUCUACCGGAAUACUCUCAGUUAUGCCAUCGUAAACCUCAAGCCCAUCGUUCCAGGACAUGUACUGGUCAUUCCGACGCGUCCGGUGCACCGCCUCGGCGACCUUACUCCUCCAGAGCUUUCGUCUCUGAUGCUGUCCGUGCAACAAGUGGGAAAGGUUAUAGAGCGCGUGUAUGGCGCGGACGGGUUGACCAUCGCGUGCCAGGACGGCAAGGCUGCAGGACAGUCUGUUCCGCAUGUCCAUUUCCAUCUCCUGCCCAGGAAGCUGCAUGGAGACCGUUUCGCGAACAACGACGACAUCUACCCUGCGCUUGAGAGUGUCGAAGGCUCACUGCGUCACGAUAUACGCGAUGCGCGAACCAAGAUAGCAGAAUCUAGCCCAGAACGCACAGAGGCUGCAGAUCUACAGCGACUCAAAGUGGACGCUGACGAUGACCGAAAGCCACGCACGAUGGAGGACAUGGAAAAGGAGGCUCAAUGGUUGAAGACAUUUUUCAAUGCAGAAAGCACAACGUCCGACUCUAAUUAG